GACGUGCGUCCCAGCUGGAGGGAGGGGCAGCCCACAGCGACUGAGCAUGAGUUUUUUUGGGGGGGGAGAAUAUUGAAAGACAGGACACAGGACGAGGAAUGAAAAAGAAGAAGAAGAUGAUGAUGAUGAUGAUGAUGAUAAUAAUAAAAUAAAGAUAAAGAUUAUAGUUAGGGUUUAUUUGUUUUUCUUCCACAGUAUCUGAUUAACAUAUUUCGAGGAAAAGCGCGGGGCACAGCUGAGAACUUUUGGACAUUUUUAACCGAGGCUUGGGCUUCAGCCAUCAUCCCUGCCUUGGCUGUACUGAAAAUGGAAGAGCUCCAUACUCACUGUGUUUCAUGUGUAAGCCGGAGGUGCAUGGUCAAGCCCGAGCCUGGCACUUCCUGUGACCUCCUUUCCUGCCCACUGGUUUGUGGUGCUGUUUUUCACAGCUGUAAAUUAGACGAGCACCGGCUGCUGUGUUCUUUGGAGAGAAUACCAUGCCUCAACUGCAGCAUCGGCUGCCCUUUCAUUCUGGCCCGAGGCAAGAUGGCGGAGCAUCUCGAGGUAUGUCCGGCCGGCGUGGUAUGUUGCACCAUGGAGUGGAACCGAUGGCCGGUGAACGACGAAGACUACCGCUCGUACGAAAGGCUAAGUCAGGACGCCGAUGAGGAAGAACAGCUAGACAUGGCGCUUGCCUUGCAGGACCAGCGCACUAUGCUGGCCUCACUCAAACUUGUAUCUCUCGCACCCACAAAUUUCCCUGAGCGAAAACCACAGCGUGAAAAACCUGCCUUAAUUGCAGACAUUACGGUUCCAACCAUGCCACUUGACGUAGACAUGGACACGACAUCUGUGUCGUGUUGCUCAAAGGACAUAAUCAGCAAUGGGAUUAACGGCUUAAAUGAGGAACUUUACGGUGAGUUGUACCAAACCACGGUAGAGACGACCAAAAGCCUGUCUGCUGCUCUGAAUGUUUUGAUACACCUCAACACAUCAGAUGUGCCAUGUCCAACUACCAGUGUUUCAGCAGUACCGCCAGAAUCAAAUGGAGAGUUACAUAAAGUGUUACUUAUGAAAGAGGACACUGAGUCCAACUGUGAUAAAUUAACUACUGGAGUUAGCGGUUUAAAUGAGGAGUUGCAGCCUCAGCGCCACCGAACCUUAAUGGAACUAGGGAGAAACUUGGCCUCGGCUCUUGGUGCGCUAGGGGACGCCGUCAAAGGCUCUGAGCAAAGCAGUAUAGUCAGCAAGACAAAUAGUGAAAUCCAUCAAUCAGAUACUGUUGAAUGUGCAGAUGUUGAAAUGAAGGAUAGUUCCUUGGAAAAUGAGGUUGAUUUUGCAGCAGUUGGUGGACUCGAUAAUGGGGAUUCAGACAAACAUCCUUGCCAAAUAAGUGAGAAAUCUUCAAUUGGAUUAGGAGAUGAGGAUGAGCAAAAUUCUUUUAACAGCUGUCACAAUGCUGUAGAAUCUAGAACGUCACAGGAAGCAGCUGAGGUAGAUAAGUGUUUAGAGCAUGCUGGUUCUUGGAAGUGUGUUGGUCCCUUAAUUCCACACACACCAGAAGUGAGACGUGAUCUAGCCACAGCUGUAGUGCAGGAAGCAUCCGGGUCUGAGGCUCCACUGUUACAGGCACCUGUGCAUGCCCAGGCGCUGGUUGUUCCCAGGGACAGCAUGCUGCGUUCUAUGGCAUUCGAUUUUGAAGAUAAGGCUUUUGAGAGAAAACUCCAAAACCUUCAGUUGCUUCGCAAUUUUAUGCCUCUUGCAUUUAAUGGACAGAAGGAUUGCUUUACUGAGAGCUUCCCACAUAGACAGAAUCAUUGUAAGAUGGAGGAUAAAGCAGUGGACACAUCUGAUCUGGAGCAGAAGCCUCAGAAUGACCCCUUGGGACUGGGUGAGAUCGAUUUCACAGCUGCAGCAUUGCUCUUUUGCCUAGAGGAGUCACCAAGAGCCCGCAGAAUCUCUGACACCGUGUAUGGCUUUGGCGGCUCACGUGUUGAUUUCGGCACUCAGACUUUCAGUUUCCCUGCUGCCAUUUUGGCAACCAGCACUAUGGUCGGCGAGGUGGCAUCGGCUUCUGCUUGUGACCGAGCCGCACCCCGUCUUUCACAGCCGAGUCCCUUUUGUACCUUACGAUUGGAUUUGACCAUGGAGCAGUUGGUGCCUCGACCCAGCUGGGCCCCACGUGAAGGCUCCAUGUUCACAUUUGAAUGUGGCCAGCUGUUUCGCCGAGAAGAGUUCCUCUCACACUUCCGCAACGUCCACGGAGACAUCCACUCAGGGCUGAACGGCUGGAUGGAGCACCGCUGCCCGCUUGCCUAUUAUGGUUGCACGUAUUCCCAACGCAGAUUAUGCCCAUCCACGCACGGAUCAAAGGUUGUCCAUGACCGACACCUCAGGUCUUUCGGGAUUCAGCCCAUGAUGGAUGUACUACCGGAGUCUGGGUGUGAUCGUCUGAGUGUGUUACCCUUUGAGAUCCUGCAGCAUGCGGCACGGUUCUUGGACGGCUUUAGCCUGUGCCAGCUUUCCAUGGUGUCACGUACCAUGAGGGAUGUGUGUGCUAGUCUGCUGCAGACACGGGGCAUGGUGGUGGUACAGUGGGAAAAGAGGCAGUAUCCGGAUGGGAGGCGAUCCUGGCAGAUAAAAGACAAGGUGUGGCGAUUUAGUACCGCCUUCAGUCCCGUGACCAGGUGGGAGUUUGCAGACAUUUCCAGCAUGGCAGACCACCUGAAACGCUGUCCAUAUAACGAGGUCCAUAGACAGGUGGAGGCUGUUCCACUGCCGUGCAUGUGCACAACCAGGGAGCUCACCCGAGGCGGGCGAUCCCUCCGUUCCGUCCUCAAGCCAGUAUUAUAACAACAACCACCAAAAACAAAACUGAGCAAAAGAGCUAUAACUCUACCUUACCUAACCUCUUUAAUCAACGAUAUCCAUACGCUGUGUACAAGACAAAUUAUUUUUUCCAGUUAAGAUUUUUAUUUAUAUAUAUAUAUAUAUAUAUAUAUAUAUAUAUAUAUAUAUAUAUAUAUAUAUAUAUAUAUAUAUAUAUGGUAUCUAAAUCUAACAACUGCUUGGUUUAUUUUAUUGACACGUGCACUGAGUACGAUUUUCAAUGUUUGCCUUGUCUCUCACAGAAAUGUGUUUCUCCCCCAUAAGAUAACACUAAAAGGACUAAACGAGCCUUAAGCUGCGCGUUCGAAUCGUGGAAUUGGACACAGGGGAGUCACUUCCAAUAGGCUCACAUGGGUGCUCCAGUUGGUAUGAUUGGACAAGAGCCUUACGGUGGGACGUGAAUGGAGCCAUUGGUGGUUUUGAUCGCAUUUAAGUGGCAGUCAUUGUCCAUCAUUUAUUGCACAGAUUUCCAACCCUGUUCCUGGAGUUCUCUCUGUUCUACUCAGGGAGUAUCCCCUUUCCUGUGCAAACCCCCCAACUCAGUAAGGGUUCUCUUAUUAAAUGAAUCAGACGUUUUCGAGCAGGGAAAAACACUACAGUGUGCAGGGGCAGAGGUUACUCCAGGAUUCACAGACUUGUGAUCGUGUGCUGACUUUAAUUUUUGGACCAGCACCCAUCAAUUGUGGUUCGACAUCAUAAGAACGACAGGACGAGUAAAAGGUGUUGAUUUAGGAUCAAGGAGCUCACAAUCUGGGCGUCAUUUCCGAUUGCACUUUACUGAACUGUGUUAAGCUUAGAACAUUGUCCAGCCCAGAGACUGACAUCAUUGUCAUGAUCUAUCACUUUUAUUUCAGGAGAAAAUGAGGGUUCCACUUUGUAAAGACACUCCACAAGCACUUAAUACGAUUGAAACCUAAUGUAGCACCUUCCUAAAUAUUGUAAACACUCCUAACAUAAAUGUGUUCUAUCUCCAUAUCUCCAAAGUUCACGAGUGCAUGUCGAUGAUGUCGUUGUUUUUUUCAGUUUUACAAGAUGUGCAGGUAAUCAUUGGGAAUGGCUCUCGCAGCGGUUUUUCAGGCCUAAUCUAUCCAUUGCACACUUUUUGUUUCUUUGUUUAAGCACAUUCAGAGCUGAAUUUGAAUGAGGAACGGGAUUGAGAAGUGUUGAAUUAUCUCAAAGUUAAGUUUUAGUGUUUAUGUUCAUGUAAUCUCAAUGAAGGCCUUAAGAAGUGUUUUUUCUCCCUGCAUCUGUUGCUGCUGCUGCUGAAGAAGAAGGAAAACGUGUUUGCCUUGCCUGACCUGAUUACUGGCACUAAUGAAUGGAGAUGAAGCCAGGAUAUUAUAUAGUGCAUGUGGUUUUGGUUUUGGUUGUGUUGAAUAAAAAUAUAUUUUAUCAUC
This is a messenger RNA of Silurus meridionalis, 4265 nucleotides long. RefSeq names its product F-box protein 30b (gene fbxo30b). NCBI's taxonomy places the organism in Eukaryota, Metazoa, Chordata, Actinopteri, Siluriformes, Siluridae. The transcript has 3 exons. The record is from RefSeq and is a predicted model, not a curated record. The coding region runs from base 307 to 2832 and encodes 841 amino acids. Gene Ontology annotation, molecular function: zinc ion binding; ubiquitin protein ligase activity; protein binding.